This is a messenger RNA of Scheffersomyces amazonensis, 3100 nucleotides long. It is a transcript of the gene CHS1, whose product is annotated as chitin synthase. The record is from RefSeq and is a predicted model, not a curated record. Lineage: Eukaryota; Fungi; Ascomycota; Pichiomycetes; Serinales; Debaryomycetaceae. Gene Ontology annotation, cellular component: cell periphery; cell septum. The transcript has a single exon. Gene Ontology annotation, molecular function: chitin synthase activity. Bases 60 to 3035 code for a protein of 991 amino acids.
UAUAUCUAUUUUUGUUUCUUUCUUCAUAGUUAAGUUCAUUAUAGGUAAGAAUUCACAGUAUGGAUCCGUUUAAUUCAAACGAGAAUCCAUUCAAUGAUGACUCUCCAAUGCUUCCUGGAGCUGCAUUCACUAGUGAUAAAGCAUCACCUAAACGAUUUCAACCAUUACAGAGAAGAGAUUCUGAUGAAGAAGAAUUUACCGCUUUCCCCCCAACACCUCAACAAAGACACUCUCCCAAUAUUUUUACAAGAAGUACUGCUAGAGCUCAAGUAGGUGGAAGAAAUACUUUAGGAAAUACUCCUCAUUUACAAUAUGAAUCUGGGACUACUCCAAGAGCACAAUUCACAUCAAGAGAAUCACCAACUAGACAACGUCAAACUGAAAUUACAAUCAUGGAUGAUGACAACUUAAGCAUUCGAGGAUCUCCUAGAUCCCAAUUCGGAGGUAGUAAUAUUUCUAGCGAAAGAUUCUUAGCUCCACCACAACCUAUUUUCUCACCAGAAACGUUUGCCGAAGCAAAUGUUCAUGAAGAUGAUCAAGCAACUAUUGGAGAAGACAAUAACGAAUUUGAAUACAAGGAGAAACAGUUUGAAGAAAGAUCAAUUUUCUCAGAAGCAACUGCUUAUUCUGGAUCUUCUUAUGUUUCUAAUGAUCCUCAUACUGAAAGUGAAUAUUUUGGUGCUUCAAUUGAUGGAAAUCUUAUGAACAAUAUCAACAAUGGAUUUAUUCCAAAUAGACAAAAGACUAUUACAAAGAGAAAGGUUAGGUUAGUGGGUGGUAAAACAGGGAAUUUGGUUUUAGAAAAUCCAAUUCCAAUAGAGUUAAAGAAAGUCAUUGCUAGAACUGAAUCACCAUUCGGAGAAUUCACAAAUAUGACUUAUACUGCAUGUACUUCAGAACCAGAUGAUUUCGUAGCUGAUGGGUUUACCUUAAGAGCCGCUAAGUAUGGAAGAGAAACUGAAUUAGUUGUAUGUAUCACAAUGUAUAAUGAAGAUGAAUUUGCUUUUGCUAGAACAAUGCAUGGUGUUAUGAAAAAUGUUGCACAUUUAUGUUCAAGAACAAAAUCAAAAGUUUGGGGAAAAGAUAGUUGGAAGAAAAUUCAAGUUAUUAUAGUUGCAGAUGGAAGAAAUAAAGUUAAUGAAUCAGUUUUACAAUUAUUAACCGCUACCGGUUGUUAUCAAGAUAAUUUAGCAAGACCUUAUGUUAACAAUAAGAGUGUCCAUGCUCAUAUUUUUGAGUACACAACACAAAUCUCUAUUGACGAAAAUCUUAAAUUUAAAGGUGAUGAAAAGAAUUUGGCCCCAGUUCAAGUUUUAUUCUGUCUUAAGGAAAGAAAUCAAAAGAAAAUUAACUCUCAUAGAUGGUUAUUCAAUGCCUUCUGUCCUGUUUUGGAUCCUAAUGUUAUAGUUUUAUUGGAUGUUGGUACCAAACCUGAUAAUCAUGCUAUAUAUAAUUUGUGGAAAGCUUUUGAUCGUGAUUCUAAUGUUGCCGGUGCAGCUGGUGAAAUCAAAGCUAUGAAGGGUAAGGGAUGGAUAAAUCUUACCAAUCCAUUAGUGGCUUCCCAGAAUUUUGAGUAUAAGAUGUCCAAUAUUCUUGAUAAACCCUUAGAAUCAUUAUUCGGUUAUAUCUCGGUCUUGCCAGGAGCUUUAUCAGCAUAUCGUUAUAUAGCAUUGAAAAAUCAUGAGGAUGGAACUGGUCCUUUAGCUGCAUAUUUCAAAGGUGAAGAUUUAUUGAAUGACCAUCAUAAAGAAAAUGAAAAUAAUAAAACCAACUUCUUUGAGGCUAAUAUGUAUCUUGCGGAAGAUCGUAUUUUAUGUUGGGAAUUAGUUGCUAAGAGGAGUGAUAACUGGGUCUUAAAAUUUGUCAAGCUGGCCACUGGUGAAACAGAUGUUCCUGAAAGUAUUCCUGAAUUUCUUUCUCAAAGAAGACGUUGGAUUAAUGGUGCUUUCUUUGCCGCCAUGUAUUCUUUGCGUCAUUCCAAUAGAAUUUGGGCAACAGAUCAUUCUUUUGCUAGAAAAUUUUGGUUUCAUGUCGAGUUUGCUUAUCAAUUCAUAUCAUUGAUUUUCUCAUUCUUUUCCUUGAGUAAUUUCUAUUUAACAUUUUAUUUCCUUACUGGAUCUUUAAUCGAUAACAAACAUAUUGGUCACAAUGGUGGUUUCUGGAUCUUUACGUUGUUUAAUUAUCUUUGUAUUUGUGUUUUAACUUCAUUAUUCAUUGUUUCUAUUGGUAAUAGACCUCAAGCCUCCAAGAAUGUUUUCAAGACUUUAAUUAUUCUAUUAACAAUAUGUGCAUUAUAUGCUUUGGUUGUGGGUUUCUAUUUUGUUUUUAAUACUAUUUAUGAAUUCGGUAUGGGAGAUUCAUCAACAUAUGUUCUCAUAAGUAUUGUUGUAUCAUUAUUAUCAACUUAUGGUCUUUAUACACUCAUGUCGAUUUUAUAUUUGGAUCCAUGGCAUAUGCUUACUUGUUCAGUACAAUAUUUCUUAAUGAUACCUUCAUAUACUUGUACUUUACAAAUCUUUGCAUUUUGUAAUACUCAUGAUGUUUCCUGGGGUACCAAAGGAGAUAACAAUCCAAAAGAAGAUAAAACCAAUCAAUAUAUUAUUGAAAAAAAUGAUAAUGGUGAGUUUGAAGCCACUGUUGUUGAUGUGAAUGUAGAUGAAGUAUAUUUGGAAACAUUGUACAACAUUAGAGCCAGAAGAUCAAACAGAAAGGUAUUAUCUACUCAUGCUCCAAAGCCAAAUAUUGAUGGGGAAGAUUAUGCUAAGGAUGUUAGAACUAAAGUUGUCUUAACUUGGAUGGUAUCCAACUUAGUAUUCAUCAUGACAAUGCUUCAAGUAUAUGAUCCUGGUGAAACCAAAAGAAAUGCUUACUUAGCCUUUAUCUUAUGGACAGUUGCUAUUUUAGCUAUGUUCAGAGCUGCAGGUUCCUUGGGAUAUCUUAUCCAAAAUUCAGCCAGAUUCUUUGUUGAAUCUAUAAGCAAAUAUAAAAACAAAAAACAGGGUUAUCUCUCUGCUGGUCAUAAUCCUUUAAACUAAUUAUUUAUAUACUGAUACCUUUUUUUAUAAAUAGAGUAGACAAUACAGAAUAGUCAAACUUUUUU